Ylistrum balloti is the source of this 1611-nucleotide messenger RNA. RefSeq lists its product as uncharacterized. Gene Ontology annotation, biological process: amino acid transmembrane transport; L-alanine transport. Lineage: Eukaryota; Metazoa; Mollusca; Bivalvia; Pectinida; Pectinidae. The transcript has 8 exons. The coding region runs from base 1 to 1386 and encodes 461 amino acids. Gene Ontology annotation, molecular function: L-alanine transmembrane transporter activity; L-proline transmembrane transporter activity. Gene Ontology annotation, cellular component: vacuolar membrane. The record is from RefSeq and is a predicted model, not a curated record.
AUGGAUGCCGGAAAUGAGGUGACAGGGACGGCAGUGACAGGCCACGGGGGCCACAGUGGCCUCUCUAUACCUAAGGCCGCAUUCUUUAUUGUCGGGGAGAUUGCUGGAUCAGGGGUGUUGGCUCUACCCAAGGCUGUAGAAGAUACAGGAUGGAUAGGACUUGUGAUAAUCACAGCCUGUAGUUUGCUGUCUGCGUACACUGGUCACAUCCUGGGUAAAGCAUGGAUCAUUACCUCCCAUAGAUUCAAGGAGUGCCGAGGGCAUGUUCCAGACCCAUAUCCUCUGAUUGGAGAGAAAGCCUACGGAAAGUGGGGCAGACAGAUAGUAAACAUAUCUAUCAACUUCACCUUGUUUGGAGUAGGAACGGUAUUUCUACUGUUGGCUUCGGAGAAUAUUGAAGCCCUUUUCAAGGAUGUUGGCUUUGAUCUUAGUUUUUGUGUAUGGUGUAUCAUAUUGGCUGCAAUUCUGACCCCUGUCACUUGGCUGGGAACACCACAAGAUUUCUGGCAAGUUGCUGUAGGGGCCACUAUAGCAACAGCUAUAGCGUGUGUUGUCCUUAUCACCAAUAUCGGUCUGGAAUCCAAGGAUAAGGUAGACGAACCUGUGAUUCACAAUAAAAUCAAAUUCCUUGAUUUCUUCACCGCAUUUGGAACAAUAGUUUUUGCCUUUGGUGGACAUCCUGCUUUUCCAACUUUUCAAAAUGACAUGAAAAAACAGAAGGAGUUUAAAUGGGCUGUUUUCUUAGGAUAUUUAAUUGUACUGUUGAUGUACUUUCCGGUGUCUACGGCAGGCUAUUUCGUCUAUGGAAAAUCUCUCGAUGACAAUAUCCUCAACACAGUUUGUACAGAUGAUUCACACAUACACUGCAAAAAAAGCAUGACGGUGGCCAUCCAGAUCCUCAUCACUCUUCAUCUUAUGUUUGGUUUUGUAAUCGUGCUGAAUCCAUUCUGUCAACAAGUGGAAUCUGGCCUGUUCAAAGUGAAUUCAACAAAGUUUACUUUGAAGAGGGUACUAGUGAGAACAGGCCUUGUUGCUUUGGUGUUGUUCAUCGCUGAGACUAUUCCACAUUUUGGCGCCAUUUUAUCGCUGGUCGGUGGUUCAACAACAACUCUACUGGCUUAUGUUUGUCCCUCAGUAUUCUACCUCAAACUGUGUCGCACACCACAUGACGAGGAAUUGGUAGAGGCAGAUGGUAAUAUGGCUGUCCGACCAGCAAAGCUUCCUGGAACAGAACCUGAUGGAACAAUAAUCAUUCCUCUGUGGGAAAAGGUCCUGAAUUAUGAGAUAAUAGCGAUUGGACUGACUGCCGGGGUGGCAUCAACUGUCUCAGCAGUGAUUGGAAUCGUCCAACCAGACACAUUCACCGUACCUUGCUAUGCGAAGUAAUAACUUAUAAAUAUUAAAAUGUUGCCACAAAUCAGACCACUCAAAGCACUGAAUCAAUGCUGAAGAAUAAAGUUUUGAUUUUUAAAUACAGAACUAGCAUUGACAAGGGAGAAUCUGACUGAAUGAAGAUGACUAUACUGCUGAAAAGAUCAACUACAUGUAUGACUGAAGAAAUUUAAGCUCAUAAUUGUUCCAAGUAUUGUCAGCUUAAACUAAUUCAUCUUA